Molecule: messenger RNA, 873 nt
Organism: Marmota flaviventris (yellow-bellied marmot)
Lineage: Eukaryota; Metazoa; Chordata; Mammalia; Rodentia; Sciuridae
Gene: Hoxa6
Product: homeobox A6
Biological process (GO): regulation of transcription by RNA polymerase II; anterior/posterior pattern specification
Cellular component (GO): nucleus
Molecular function (GO): RNA polymerase II cis-regulatory region sequence-specific DNA binding; DNA-binding transcription factor activity, RNA polymerase II-specific
Source: RefSeq, a predicted model, not a curated record
UUCGGCCAUCCAGAAACAAACCAGUUCGAUGACUACUAAUAGUUAUAGCCAGAUGUACUAAUACACAACAAAUCACAGUCCUGCAGAGGGGCGCGCAAAUGAGUUCCUAUUUUGUGAAUCCCACUUUCCCCGGGAGCUUGCCCAGCGGCCAGGACUCCUUCUUGGGCCAGCUGCCCCUCUACCCAGCCGGCUAUGACGCGCUGAGGCCCUUCCCGGCCUCGUAUGGGGCGUCGAGUCUCCCGGACAAGACAUACACCUCACCUUGUUUCUACCAACAGUCCAACUCGGUCCUGGCCUGCAACCGGGCAUCCUACGAGUACGGGGCCUCGUGUUUCUAUUCUGAUAAAGACCUCAGUGGCGCCUCGCCCUCGGGCAGUGGCAAGCAGAGGGGCCCCGGGGACUACCUGCACUUUUCUCCCGAGCAGCAGUACAAACCCGACAGCAGCAGCGUGCAGGGCAAAGCCCUCCAUGACGAAGGCACCGACCGGAAGUACACGAGUCCUGUUUACCCUUGGAUGCAGCGGAUGAACUCCUGCGCUGGUGCGGUCUACGGGAGCCACGGGCGCCGAGGCCGCCAGACCUACACGCGCUACCAGACGCUGGAGCUGGAGAAGGAGUUCCACUUCAACCGCUACCUGACGCGGCGCCGCCGCAUUGAGAUCGCCAAUGCGCUCUGCCUCACUGAGCGCCAGAUCAAGAUCUGGUUCCAGAACCGCCGUAUGAAGUGGAAAAAGGAAAAUAAACUCAUCAAUUCCACACAGCCCAGCGGGGAGGACUCUGAGGCAAAGGCGGGCGAGUAGAUGCCUGGGCAGAGACCAGGCCAGCGCUAGAACCUCCUUCAGCUUUGCCCCUUUGCCCUUGCCUGCUCCCUAA